AUGACCCUUUUCAAGCUAGUGCUCCGGCUAGUGUUGCGCUACGUACCGACACCGUCGGUGGCGGUAGUGAUCGUGCUGUUGCUGCUGUUAUCACCACGCAUCCGGCACAAGGUAGGCGCCGUCCAUCAACCAUCACCACCGGAGGAUACGGGAGGCGGUGACGAUGGCAGUGGCAGCGACGCCAGCUGGCUACUGCACUGCGACCAGGCUGACACCGUGGAGCCGGAAGCAGCGGAGCGGACCUGGGAACCGCCUAACACCCCGCCCGACUGCCGGAUACCGAUCACCGUGAACUACCGCUCGCUGGACACCGAGUUUAGCGUCGAGCUGAACUGCACCCAGCCACCGUCCAGCUCCGAGUACUCGCGCAAAAUGUUCCGCAAGGUGCAGUCGUACCGGAUGGGUGGCAGAUCGGCGCACGGUGCCGGCCUGGGGCUCAGCUACCUACACUACCCCGAGAACGUCCGGUUGCUCGCCCUCGACGGUUACUGUCUCGCCACGGUUCCGCCCAGCACCUUCACCCACUUCCACCGUCUGGACCGGCUCGAGCUGGUCAACGGGUCGAUCCGGCUUCUCACCCCCGGCAGCUUCCAGGGGCUGGCCACCCUCAAGGAGCUACGGUUCAUCCGGUGCCAGUUCGAGCGGAUGGACGCCGGUGUGUUGCGUGAGCUCACCCAGCUCGAACAGCUCAUCGUCGACGGGUCCGGUACGCUUAACUUUACGAUCGGCCCGCUCGAAGCGCUCGAAACGUUUAAACUCGUCGACAGCCGGGUCACCAACCUGACGGCGCUCGUCGAGCACCUACCGGCCGCGCUCCAGCGGCUCCAGUUUGUGUACGUGCGCACUGGCGGUGGUGCGCCGACCGCGUCGACGAUCGUUAUCGAUGGUAGUAGCGCCGGCACCGGCACCGGCACCGGCACCGGCGUCCCCAGUGGUCUCGUGAAGGCUGCACUAGUCAACUGCACACUACGGUACGCCUCCGUCCGGAACCUGCCAGCCCUCAUCACCCUUAACCUGUCGCAGAACGCACUGGACGAGCGGACGCUCGUGCUGAGCCACUUGCCCUCGCUCCAGCUGCUGGUGCUGAGCGAGAACGCGUUGGGCGAGAUACCGGCCGGGCUGUUCGCGGUCGGCAGCACCACCCUGGCGACGGUCGAUCUGUCCGCGAACCGGAUCACCUACAUCCACCCCGGUGCGUUCGGUGACGUCGGUUCGUCGAUCGUGCGGCUCGACAUCCGGGACAACCGGUUGCUGAGCCUGGACUACGAUAUCGGUGAUUGGCCGCGGCUGGUUGCGAUCCGUGCCGACCGGAACCCGUGGGACUGCGUGUGGCUCCGGGACAGUGGUCUGUUCGAGCGGUUCGAGUACACGCACGCCCGGGACGAUCGGUUGCUGAGUGUGUCCGGGUUGCCCUGCAAUCUACCGACGCUGCUGGUGAUCGAACCGGCGCCAGCGGCCUCAACGCUGUCAUCUCCUGCGGACGACGACCAUCCGGAGCAGAAUGGGACGGCCGCCGAGCCGGUCGACGAGGACGACCAUGGUGACCACGAUGCGAUCGUUGUGGUGCACGCGCGACCCAAGGUGACGGUCACGGUACCGGUCGAACCGCCAGUACGCGCCCUCACCAUCAUCGUCCUGGUGAUUGUCGGGUUUCUCGUGUCGAACGUUUGCCUGCUGGUGUACAAUCGUUACCGGCGUGCCCAGCAUGUUCCCUUCUACCGGACAACCGCUGCUCCUGCCACCGCGGGUAAUAAGGCACCACGGCUGCAAAGUGGUCGCUGCCGGGGGGCUUGCGUAGCCUGCUGCGUUGCCUACUGGUGCUGUUUGGGGGCGCAGGGUAUCCAUGGGGACGGGGACGAUGAGCUGGACGAGGCCAUGACGGAGAAGAGCACCUCGUUCCUGUACGAGCUACCGAUCGAGUGCCAACCGAGCUGCUCGUACGCACCCGCCCACACCACCAACAUCUACGAGGAGAUCGUCGAGGUGGAACCGACACCCGGUACCCAACCGCCCGGGUACGAUGUGCUGCAGUUCGAGGUGCACCAGGUGCGGUACACCGUGCCCGACCACGAACCGAACGCCACCGUGUACGUCUAGGCCACGGAGGGGGGGCGCUGGGUUGGAAGGUCACUUAUUUUCUGUGUGCCCAUGUGUGUGUCCAUGUCUACAUUUGUGUGUAUCAUUUGUAAGGCAAAUGAAUAUCCCUUAUUUAUCCACAACUGGCCGAUGAUCCCUAUAGGGUGUACCACAAAAAAAAAAACAGUGAGAAAAUCCUUUAACGCAAUUUUAAAGUCACUUUUUUGUUGGUUUACUACUGUUUUAAAGUAUUCUAAAUUGGCCCUUAUGGUUCAUUGUUCAUCAACAAACAAACAAAAAUUGGUGGAUUGUUGUCGGCCUGCUUUGUCAAUUAAUUUCUCCUAGUGGUUACGAAUUCGUGAACAGCCCUCGGUAACAUACAACUUCGGCAUCUUACAGGAUUACUGACAUGAAGUGUUAUCGAUUCAAAACACAAUAACUUUUUAGUUUGAAAUGAUUGCGUAUUGAUUUCAAAGACAAAAUUGUUUUAGAAUAAUUAAAUUUGCAGCAACUAUUCGCUUUAGCACGAUGUGGCCACAUUUGGCUCGACUAUAGUCUUCUAACGGCCCCGACAAAAAAAAUUGAUGCUGCACGAAUGUGAUCUUUCGGUUUUUUGGCUCGUUCUCAUACAAUCGAUUACAUUAGCGCAUCCAUACUGGGCCUUAUUUUUUAGUCCUCACCUUGCUCUCUAACUUGGACCAGACGGAAUGGUUCAUCGGAUUUGCGUCAGGUUUGAUGAUUUUUUUUUAACCAUUCUUCUUUCGCACGAGCUUUAUGAGACGAUUCCGAGUCUUGUAGGAACGUCCAUGGUCUGCGACCGAAAUGAUUACGUGCCCACGGCUCUAAAGCACCUUCUGAGACAUAUUAUCGAUAGCGUGUCGCUUUUAAUUUGACUGCAGGAUCGGUGAAAACAGUUUGAAGAGCGCCCAUCAGCGGUCACAGCCAAUAAUUGCGAUGGGAAAUUGCUACGAGUACUGGCCGUACUUAGGCUCAAAUUCAAGUAUGAAUCAUCGGUCAAGUAAACACGAUCGUUAUUAGACUGAUUGGACUGAUUAAUUUGAAUAAUUUUCUCAUCGGAGAACACAAUGUUUGGAAAAUUCGCCACGUGUCGUGCAAGCGCAACAACUCCUCCUUUGCUCGUUCGCACCGAACUUUGUUAUGCUGCGGUUUAACAUGGUGUGCUUUUUGGAAGUUGUAAGGCUCAUCCUUGAGUUCAUUUUUCAUUAUGCGUUGCAUAGGAUCGAGCGAAAUUUUCAUAUCUUUUGCGAGGCCUUUUUAUGGACGUUGAAUUCUGGUCUUCACUUUGCGAAUCAUUUCUGGCGAUGUUGCGGUUUGUUUUGGUCCACUGCCAUAGCGCUUUGUAAUGCUAUCAGGUACCAUUGUAUCGAUUUAUGGAGCUUAAUUUGAUAAACGAUUGCAAGCGAGCCAGCCAGUAUGGUGUAACUAUUCACAGGAUUUAGGCCGAACAAACGCGCAUAUUGAAUAUCCCAACUGGUUUAAGGGGGGACUUCGGUAGUUAUUUUUUGUGUCACAUAUUUUCAACAUUUUUCCCUGAAUGCAGACCUUUUCAAGAGUAUUUUUUAAAAGUUUUGGGUCAAUCGAAGAAAAAUUGACAAAGUUAUAGACUUUUGAAAAUCCGAUUUUCAUUCAAGGCUCCAUGCAGCGUGCUACUUUGAAGAGCGUUUCUCCAGAACCAACGUUUUCAAAGUCGUUGCCCAUCGUACCGUAAAAACUACUGGACAGAUUGACUUAAAAUUUUUAACACAUCAUCUGUACACUUUUUGCCAGGUAGCCCCGUUGAGAUUUCAUAAAAAUUGUCGAUACUUUUUUUGAAACAAAUCUGUAAAGUUCGUUCAGAAUCGCAAAAAGCAUCACUUCUUCAACUUCAAUAAUCUGCCAAAAAUCGAAAAAUAGGAAUAUCAACAAAAACUUAACAGGACUACCUAGAUAAACUUAUAAUCUUUCUAACGAAUAUCGUUUUAUAUAUUUCAAAUGACUCAUCAUGUCGCUACGAUGGGCACCGUAAAAAGUACCUUUUCGACGACGCGCCUACCAAAAUGUGCUGCCAUGGAUUCAUUGCUCAAUGAAUGAUGCUCAAAACAAUACCAAAUAUUCUUCAAAAAAUGUAGAUUAAUAUGCUAUUUACCUAAAAGAUUGAAGUUGAAUGGUAACGUCACAAAAAAUCGUCAAAAACGGGCCUUUUUUUGGCCCGAAAAUACCGAAGUCCCCCCUUAAUUCAGGACCGCUUGGCGGGCAUAAAUCUUUCGACCAAAAAUGCAUCUUCUCCUUCAACCAUGUUUGAGAGUCCGUUUAGACGUAUGGCAGGGGCCUCCAUCGUGCUGAAACUCUACAUUUUGAGGUGUACUGAAAGUUGCUUCAAUCCUUGAUAAAACGUGUUCCUUAAAAACAUUGAUACUCACAUCAAUAUUCAUCAAUAUACAUUCUAAUAUGGAAUUUUACAAACAUACGGCCUCUUUGUACGGAAUUUUAUGUCCUUUGAAGCAUCUCCUUAAUCUUUAGGGUCAAUACGAACCUAUUCGUGCGGGAAUUCGUUGCUGCAUCAAUCGUGAAAAGAUUCUCAUCAGAGAACACGACAACCCUGUUUCUUCGUCUUCAAAGCUGACAACAAAUCCAUCGAUAGUUCAUAUGAAAGAUGUUUUAUCGUUCUAACUAUUAAAUUAUGCUUCACCCUAGGCUCUAGAGGUUGCUUUUAGGCCAUAUUUGACCAACCGAUGCCAUACUGGUGUUAGAAAAAGGUCCAAAACAUAGCAAUGAAAACCUUCUCAUUUUUUAUGGUACACCCUGUAUAAAUGGUCUAUCGCAAAGUAAACAAGCCUUCUGGCGUCUGGCGGCACCACAUUAAUGUUGAAAAGUACAUCCUUUAACGACUUUCAGUCCAAAUUUCAUAUCAUUUGGUCCACUGGAAGCAAAGUUACUGAAUUAAAGUGACAGUAUUGUUUUGGACGUCGGUAUAAAAAUGAAAAUUCAACUAAAUUUGCCUUGGAGAAUCGAAAAAAAUGCGGUAUUUUCUCAAAAUUGACUAAAACAAACUGGCAAAACAGUUACUGCCGUAUAUUACCAUUAUGGUUUGAGGCGUUUACGAUGCAUUGUAGUUGUUGAAUUCGGCUAAACGAUCGUGAAGAAAGGAAUUGAAUUGCAUAUGGCACGAUAAUGCGCCGUCUUAUCGGGUUCACGCUUAUCACUGUUUUUUUUGCAUUUUCUUCGAUAAAUCAUUUCCCGUAAUCACCUGAUCUGGUACCAAUUGACUCUUACCGAUUCGGCAAACUUUAUGCAAGAAAAACUUUACGCUGACAUUUUGGCCAUCACCGGCCUGUACCGACCACCCAAAACAUACUGUCACUUUAUGCGCUAUAGCUUUGUUUUUAGUGAACCAAAUGACAUGAAAAUUUGAGUGAAAGCCGUCAAAGGAUGUACCUUUUAAACAAAAAUAACCACAUUAAUAUGGUGCCACCAGAAAUUGUGCUAUUGAAAAAAGUCCUGUUUACUUUGCGACCCCCCAAAAACGGUCUACAACAACCUCCACCCUAUUAUACUGAGGUGGGGUGACCAUUAAUCCUGGAGCUCCUAGCUUAGAGCUUCGGCUCCAGCGAUACUAUUGCGUGUGUGUUUGUUUGUGUUUUGGUGUGUACUAUUUGUUCCUUUUGAACAUACACAAAAAAAAGAAGAAGCAAAAACAGAAUGCAGGCAGCAUUCUGCCUCCCCCACGGGCCAAGGACGAGGACGGGCGAAUAUGUUCACCGUUUGGGAAUCGCUUAUCACCGGUUGGAUGGCCUUGGAUCGCUGGGAUGGAUUCUCGCAAUGGUGCUCGCAGUGGAAGCAGAACAGCAGCACAUGCAGCAGAUGCUACUGGACUCAGAAAAGCGUUGCCGAGACAUCGAGAUCAACCACAUCAAUCGAUCCGAUCGACUGUCAACCUGUGCAUUCAACCGGAAUCUCUCCCAUCCUCAAUCAACCGAACGUCAACCGUCAGCCGGCUGGCUGGCCAUUGUCGGUGUGUCGUGCUAUGUGGGGCAGAGGGUGUACAACGUGUCGUUCAAACGUGUUCCAAUAAAAUGCUGAAUGCUUCCGUUAA
This is a messenger RNA of Anopheles aquasalis, 6169 nucleotides long. RefSeq lists its product as uncharacterized. Lineage: Eukaryota; Metazoa; Arthropoda; Insecta; Diptera; Culicidae. Gene Ontology annotation, cellular component: plasma membrane. The record is from RefSeq and is a predicted model, not a curated record.